UGAUUUUGCUCAUACUGUAUUAUACAUGGAACUGGUUUUUGUGUAAAAUUCGGAAAAUUGUAAAAUUAAUGCAAACAUAACGCCAUAUGAAAUGUGUUGCCGAGUGUGUUUGGACGAGGGCAAAACUUUCUUGUCAUUACAAACAGAGGUGGAAUUUGAUGGCAAAAAAGUCACCUGUAUGGAAAUGUAUUGCAGCGUUACUGGAAUUGAGGACAUCAACGAAAAUAACAUUUCAAUGAAAGUUUGUCUCUCCUGUUUCACUGAACUAAACAAAUGUUUCAAAUUUCAAAAGAAAGCAAUACAAUCCUUUUACAACUUGCUUUCCGCGCUGGAAAGCCGUGAUGCAAACACGCAGGAUGCUUCCUCAGAAAUUAACAAAGUAGCAUAUAAAAUUGAGUCUCUUAGUGAUACGAAUUUGGAUUUAGUUUCGUUAGAGGAAAACGCUUCAAAAGCGGUGGUAUCAAAAACGGAAAUCGAACUUGUCGACAAUGAGACACAAUUAGAAACGUUGAAUGAAUGUACCAACGUUUACGACGAAGAAUAUCUCGAAGCAGAAUUUAUCCACGACAAAAUAGCUACAAAAGAUGCUGACACCAAUACAGAAAACAGUGAGUAUGAAAAUAACAUCAGCCCAAAAAGUGAAAAUACGCCCGUUGAAGCAAAUUCUAAGCAACACAAAUGUACGAUAUGCUGUAUGUUCCUGCCAUCUCAGGCGGAUUUGGACACCCACUUUGUGGUGGAGCACAGCGAAAGUAUCGGCGGACAGCUUGUGUGCUCGGUGUGCAAUAAGCGGUUUGGUUCUAAGAAAACUCUUCGUCAGCAUUGCCGAAUUCAUCAAGAUCGAAACUUGCGACGGUUUCGAUGCCAGUACUGUUCGAAGGCAUUCAACUAUAGCCAUCAUCUGAAAAUUCACGAAACUAUCCACACCAUGGAAAAACCGUUCUCCUGCAGUUCCUGUGACAAACGGUUUGCCUGCAAAGAUCGGCUUAGAAAUCACGAGGUACAGCACACGGAUCUUUUUAAAUACCAUUGUUCAGUAACGGCCUGUUUGAGCUCAUUUCGAAGCAAAAAAUCGCUUAAGAUGCACACCAUUCUAAAACAUGAUGCUGUAGUAGGAAAGUUUGAUCCGAUCCUAUGUAGUAAGUGCAAUAAGAAAUUGUACUCUCAAUCCGCAGCUAGUGUACACUUCAAGGGGCCGUGCGGGAACAAUCCGUUGGAAAAAGCGAACGUUGCUGCCUUAGAUGAAGUGUGA
Molecule: messenger RNA, 1252 nt
Organism: Sabethes cyaneus
Lineage: Eukaryota; Metazoa; Arthropoda; Insecta; Diptera; Culicidae
Product: zinc finger protein 490-like
Exons: 2
Coding region: 92-1252 (386 amino acids)
Biological process (GO): regulation of transcription by RNA polymerase II
Cellular component (GO): nucleus
Molecular function (GO): DNA-binding transcription factor activity; RNA polymerase II cis-regulatory region sequence-specific DNA binding; zinc ion binding
Source: RefSeq, a predicted model, not a curated record